Molecule: messenger RNA, 1733 nt
Organism: Paralichthys olivaceus (Japanese flounder)
Lineage: Eukaryota; Metazoa; Chordata; Actinopteri; Pleuronectiformes; Paralichthyidae
Gene: gfi1ab
Product: growth factor independent 1A transcription repressor b
Biological process (GO): regulation of transcription by RNA polymerase II
Cellular component (GO): nucleus
Molecular function (GO): DNA-binding transcription factor activity, RNA polymerase II-specific
Source: RefSeq, a predicted model, not a curated record
ACGGGAGUCCUCUCUGCGGCUGGAACCUCAUCAUCACAUCAGUCACAUCCGAGAUGCCUCGCUCCUUCUUGGUGAAGAGUAAGAGGGCGCACAGUUACCACCAGCCCCGCUCCUUAGAGGACGACUACAGCAGGCUGGACUCCAUCCUGGCGCAUAUAUGCUCAGAGGCGGAUAAACUCCCCGGUGACACCGACAUGACGGUGGACAGUUACGGGCUCUCUCCGGACUCCCCCCUGGCCGACGCCGCCGACUUCUGCCCCAAGUCCCCGCUGAGCUGCUCCGGCAGUCUGUGCGGUCCCUCCCCGGACUACGAAGACUUCUGGAGGCCCCCGUCUCCCUCUGCAUCGCCAGUGGACUCGGACAAAUCUCUCUCCCCCCUUGUGGACGAGACCCAGCCCUUCACCGUGCCUUUCCGGCCGUACGCCUGGAGCAGCUACCAGGGGCCCGGGCUGAGGCCCUUGAUGCAGCAGAAUCCCCACCACCGACCCGGCCUGGAGUUGGACAGGGGCGCGGCGGCGAUUGCCUUCUACGGGGAUCCGGGUGCGCACUCGGGGCUGUACUCGGAGCGGGUCCUGGGUGAGGAGUCGUACGGUGAAUACAGGAGACACGCCGCCGCCGCUGCCGCAGCCGCCGCGCUGCUGUUUCCUGACGGAGGCUUACACGGAAAAGCGCACGGUGCCAAGCCCCCGUCUGAGCUGCUGUGUCCCAGCCUCAUCCUGAACGGUGCCUACAAGUGCGUCAAGUGCAGUAAGGUGUUUUCCACUCCGCACGGUCUAGAAGUCCACGUCCGGAGGUCGCACAGCGGCACCAGACCGUUUGCGUGCGAACUGUGCGGCAAAACCUUCGGGCACGCAGUGAGCCUGGAGCAGCACAAAGCCGUGCAUUCUCAGGAGAGAAGCUUCGACUGUAAAAUCUGCGGCAAGAGCUUUAAGAGGUCGUCCACUCUGUCCACGCACCUGCUCAUCCACACCGACACGCGGCCGUACCCGUGUCAGUACUGCGGCAAGAGGUUCCACCAGAAGUCCGACAUGAAGAAGCACACGUUCAUCCACACAGGCGAGAAGCCGCACAAAUGUCAGGUGUGUGGGAAAGCGUUCAGCCAGAGCUCCAACCUCAUUACGCACAGCAGGAAACACACGGGCUACAAACCGUUCGGCUGCGACCUGUGCGGCAAAGGUUUCCAGAGGAAGGUGGACCUGAGGAGACACAAGGAGACGCAGCACGGACUGAAGUGAAGGAGACACUUUGUCCUGUCAUGGUCUGACAACACACAGAAAGACAUUUUACGCAGAGAGACAUUUUACGCAAAGACAUUUAAAUCCCAAAUGGCUCUGUUUGAGGACAUUGCUUGGAUUAAGGAUCACCAUGAUCCUUUAUUAAAAUCCUUAAAUGUGAAAAUUACAAUGAGAAUAUAUUUAAUUUUUUUUUCUAUUUAUUAUAUCAAAGAAAACAUCAAAUAAACAAACAGGGGUUUUUAGUGUGAAGACAUAAGCAACACUAAACUUCAGGCUGCUGCCAGGCCCAGAGAAAAGCUGUGACUGUCACACGAUGAAUAAAAACCCAUAAUGUAUGAUGUGUUUGAUAUUGGAAUCACAUUAAGUCUCCACACCUUAAUGAAGACACCAAGAAGAGGAGAGGUGAAAUCUGCGCUUCUCCAAAGCACAGAGGGAUUUUUUUCUCUCGCUUGGGACAAAUGCGGGCAAAACAGCCUCCUCACACUGUGGGAUUUUAUA